Alnus glutinosa is the source of this 1253-nucleotide messenger RNA. RefSeq names its product protein LIGHT-DEPENDENT SHORT HYPOCOTYLS 1-like. Gene Ontology annotation, biological process: response to light stimulus; mRNA transcription. The record is from RefSeq and is a predicted model, not a curated record. Lineage: Eukaryota; Viridiplantae; Streptophyta; Magnoliopsida; Fagales; Betulaceae. Bases 388 to 969 code for a protein of 193 amino acids. The transcript has a single exon. Gene Ontology annotation, cellular component: nucleus.
UUACUUCUUAGACAGAGUACUGAAUCCUCUCUCUCUCUAUCUCUCUCCUCCUUUUGCAGUAUUAAACUCUCAGUUUGCUUUACCUUUUCCUGGAAAGAAAAUCUAAUGAUCGGCAGCCAUUCUUAAACGCUCCUCUCUCGCAUACACACAUAUCAUCACUUCAGUCCUCCAAGAUUUCUUCCAGAUUCUUCAUUUCACCAUUGUCUUUCGAAAACCCUUCUUUUUUCUAUCUCUAUGGAGCCAUGCAAAAGUAUAUGGGAUAGUUUCUAACUCUUCUUAAGUUACGAAGGAAAACCCUAAAAGCAGUAGAAGAAAACUAAAACCCUUUCAAGAUCCAGGCAAAAAAAAAUUACAAAAAAAAAAAAAUAUACUUUUCUAGCUUUUUCCAUGGAUUUAGUUUCUGCGCAACCAAACAAAGCCCCCACCACCUAUGACAUCACCCCGAUAAUACCCAACACUACCCCUCCCGCCACUCCGUCGACAGCCACGUUAUCGCCGUCUUCUACUUCUAGUAGUGCUACUACUCCGAGCCGGUAUGAGAACCAGAAGCGGCGAGACUGGAACACCUUCUGCCAGUACCUGAGAAACCACAAGCCUCCUCUCUCGCUUCCCAUGUGUAGUGGCGCUCACGUGCUUGAAUUCCUCCGCUACCUGGACCAGUUUGGGAAGACCAAAGUCCACAACCAGACCUGCCCCUUCUUCGGCCUUCCGAACCCUCCGGCUCCUUGCCCGUGCCCGCUCCGGCAGGCGUGGGGCAGCCUCGACGCGCUCAUCGGCCGCCUCCGGGCCGCCUACGAGGAGCACGGCGGGAGGCCGGAAGCCAACCCGUUUGGUGCAAGAGCUGUGAGGCUGUUUUUGCGCGAGGUUCGUGAUUUUCAGGCCAAAGCGAGAGGAGUCAGCUAUGACAAGAAGCGCAAAAGGCCUAAGCCAAAGGCGGUGGCUCCUCCUCCAAAUAAUAAUGCAAAUUAAUGGAGAUCAGUCAAAUGGGUAUAUCUUUCUUCUCCUAUUUUUCCCUUUUAGUAUUUAUAAGGAGAUGAUUUUUUUUCUUUUUUAUUUUGCAAGUUUAAGGUGAUUUCUGGUUCGUGGGUAUACCAUGAAACAAACUGCUCUUAUGGGGGCGGAUUAGUAAGCUAAUUAACGAUGGCUGCGCUUGAAAAGAAACUGUUCUACUAUCGGAUUUGUAUAAAUAUGUUCUAGCUUGAAGACUCCAUGUAAUUUUAAUUAAUUGAAAAAUGGGAAAUUCAGUUAUUGAA